AUGUUCUCGAAACUGUUCACCACCUCUUGCCUCGUCGCCAUUGCCCUUUCGACUGCUCAAGAGCCGGAGGGCCCCUCCAAAGUUUCUUCCACGAAACGCCGUCAGUACGUGGCUCCGGCUCCGGCAGUUCCGGUUGUCGCCCCAGUUGGCCAGUGCCCAGGUAGCCCCGUAACUCUCCCUUUUCCGUCGAAUCUAUUGGAAUCCUUCAGGAGGACCUUCCCUCCCAAUUGAGUGCGAUCCGAAGCGUCCGUGGCCUCAGUGCCCACCACAAUCCUACUGCUACGCCACGAACUCCGUCGACAUCGGGCCAUACUUCUGUUGCCCAGUCUGGUCCACUUACGGAGCCGCCUGGCGCCCGGCCGCUCCCUUCUACAACUACGUUCCACCAGUCCCAGCCAACUGGCCGGAUGUUGCCAAGGUGAGUUACGGUGUCAUUUCUACCGUUACCAGUCCAUUCUUAAUUUUCAGAUGACCGCCAACUGGCCAGCCGCCGCCGUCAGUGUUCCAGUAAAGGCCCGCAAGCCAACGAAGGCCGACGAGAGCGAGGAGCAGGCUCCGGACGGAAUAUCCUCCUCCAUCAACUCGUGGGUUCAACGCCAAAAGUUGUAA
Caenorhabditis sp. 36 PRJEB53466 is the source of this 609-nucleotide messenger RNA. NCBI's taxonomy places the organism in Eukaryota, Metazoa, Nematoda, Chromadorea, Rhabditida, Rhabditidae. The record is from the annotation of a GenBank genome assembly.